This is a messenger RNA of Dacryopinax primogenitus, 1211 nucleotides long. RefSeq lists its product as uncharacterized. Gene Ontology annotation, biological process: RNA catabolic process; ribonucleotide metabolic process. The record is from RefSeq and is a predicted model, not a curated record. The transcript is spliced from 7 exons. Gene Ontology annotation, cellular component: ribonuclease H2 complex; nucleoplasm. Lineage: Eukaryota; Fungi; Basidiomycota; Dacrymycetes; Dacrymycetales; Dacrymycetaceae. The coding region runs from base 1 to 978 and encodes 325 amino acids.
AUGUCCGCGCAUCCAGCUGUGAUACCCAAAGAACUUCUAUCCUAUGUUGAAGCCCAGAAUACUUCGCGUUGUUUACGCCUACCACAUCCUCGAACAGGCCUCCCUGCCUUAUUUCUUCCCUUCAGCAGGCCCGCCUCCGCAGAUGGAAAAACAGGUGCGAAUGGAAUUCUCGAGCUCCAAUCAAUUUCUCCCGAUGCAAAGAGGUCGUGGUUUAUGACUCCGGGAGAGCUCGUAUCAGAUGGCAAGCUUCUCGUCCUGGCGCCCAUUGAUCCGAUAUUCCUCCUCAUUCCACUUCUGCAGCUCUUACCGGAAGGCACGAAUGCUCGAUACCUGCCGCAUCAAGACCUUGUGGACGAGAUAGCCAAUGUCUUCAUCAAUUCACCGCCAACAACAGAGGAUGCUUCUGUAAUAACACCAGUUAUCGAUGCCGCAGAUAUUUCAGCAAUGGGAGAGGUGGGUUGUGUUUGCGAAGCCCUGCGGCGAAUAUGUGACGUAAAGGAACCUGCACCUGAACUUGAAGUAUUCAAAUUCGCACCUCCUAAAGCUAUGGAUAUGCUACGAGCGAAAGUAUCUGCGAUGUCUUCGGCUUCAACGUUCGCGACGUUCCCUUCAUUACAGCGGUCGUUGGCGAAGGACGGUCUGGCAGUAGGCAUAGACAAUGCUGGAACGGACGAACUGCUACUCUCUCAGGCAAGAACGAAGGCUUCAUGCGAGCUUCUGUCUCAGUAUCUUUCGCCAACCUGGAGGGAGAAGUUACUUGAGUCUUACGACUUCACCCGCUUGGAGGCCCACCUCAAAGCGAUCGCCGGUGAGGCCCAAGCAGCAAUCACCCGCGCUGGUGAUGAGCCGAAACUGAAAGACGCCACCAACGCAACGAACAAGAAGCCCAACAAAGGAUCUUUUGGUGUGGAGAAACCAAAGAAGGCCAACGUGGCAGGAAUGGCGAAGCUGUCGACAUUCUUCACUAAGAAGACAUGAGAGCGAUGCACAGCCAAUGGAGAUGGCCGCGCUGUAUGACAUCGCGAUCAUUCCACCCUGCAGAUGUAUAAAGCGUAUUGGAUCCAGUGGAGCGGGAGAAGGUUGUGAGCACCAAGUCGUGGCUCUGCGUCGGACCCUCCAGACAGAGCCCAAUAUGUCUCAGGCGGCGGUUGAAAAUUCAGGUGAGACGAGAGGAAGAUCUCCAAGGACACCUCCCAUCGCCUCACGUAUAC